UUAAAAAUAUUUUAAUAACCUAAUUUUCACAUACAGAAUUUUUUCAUGCCUGUUUGUGUAAUAAAUAUAUGUUUGUAUAUAUCUACACGGGAAUGUAUUUUGAAUAAGACGUUUUACUCAAUUAGUUUUUUUUUACAUCUCCCCUCCAUACAAUCGUCAUAUUGACAAAACUAGUAUAAACACAUCGCGGGAAAUAUGCGCGGAAGUCAUGGAGCAGUGCUAAUGGCUAACGGAUAAAGUUCACAACAUUUGCCUCUGAUCCCGCUGUGAAGAUGAGUCGAGUGACAAGAUUGUUGAAAUCUCUUCAAAAUGAAGCCCAGAGUGGAAGUGAGAAACAGAAUGAUUUGCCAUCGACAGAAACUCUGGACAUGUCCUCAAUAGAGAAAGCCAGCUUCCUUGAAGGAGAGGAGUAUUCUUCCUAUGGUAAUCCUCUACACAGUACUGCUCUGGAAGAUGAGAGCAGACCCGAAUCUGAUCAUCGACACAAGGCCACAGCAGGCAAACAGGCUGGUAAAGGAAGAGGGAAUGAAGUCCAAGGCAUGACAGAGACUCCUAAGAGACCUGCCCAAAAUAUGAAAGCACCACAGGAAAGCGAUGUGCAGGCACAGAAGAAAAGCUCCAAAUCUAGAGGAAAUCAAAAGCCAGCAGCGCAGACAGACCAUGCACCAAAAUCUCAACGUUUGCAGACCAUUUCAGAAAGCAGAAAGAAUGAAGGCAAGAAAAGAGCACAGUCUAAGAGACCAGGUAGUGGAAGUCCAGCCACUGACAUGUCACCUGAUGUCACUCGCACCAAACGCCAGAGGCGGCCAUCUUUGUCCUCGGAGGAAUUGACUGAUGAGGACGAGAGCUUUCACCCAAGCAGCCAGAGACCUACAGCAUCCCGCACGAGUCUCCCAAGACAAAGGUCAUCGUCCAAUCAGCCACAGAAAGGUCAGAAACAGAAGAGGAAAUCUUCAAGUGGAUCCUCAGACAAUGGCAAUCCCAGCAAGAAGCAGAAACCUGUUGGGAGAAAUCCAAUUGCUCUCGAUGUCAUUCUUGAAGCGUUCCAGGAGUUUGUCACGCAGUAUAAGGAGACGGUGAACUCUGAGGUUGUUAAAAAAGCCAUAAAUGCACUUUCCCGCUCAUUUGAGGAAGAGCUCACUGAGAAGAUCACUGCAGCUAAGGAGUUCAACAGCGUAAAGCGUGAAGCUGUAAAGGUUAAUAAAACCCUAAACCAGAAGAAGACUAGACUUUUGGAGGCCAAGAAUGAACUCAUCAAGAGCAAGGCUGAGCUGAGGAAGCUUGAGAAAGAGCACAGUGAGCUGGAGCGGAGACUCACGGCUUUAAAACAGGGCACUGCAUUGCUUAACAACCUGAAAGCACUGAACAUGAGAUAUCUGCAACACCGAAGUGCUCAUACAGAAGAACCAGAAACGUAUGGACCAUGCUGCAUGCCAGCUAUGCUGCUGGAGGCGAGGAGCAUCACAGGGACAGAACAACAGUUGAAGAACAUCAAUGACAAGCUACAGCAAGUCUUGGAGGAAACUGCUCACAAAGAACAGUGCAUGCAAUGAAUCACAAAUCAGUGAAUUUCAGAAUUUUAAUUGUUUUAUUUUUUCACCAGAAAUCAGUUCAUCAUUAUAUAUAAAAUAUAUUUCAAAUAUACAUAAGCCUUGUUUGUUAUUGUAUUAUUAUAUAUUACAAAAUAUUACAUCAUCUAGAAACAAUGGCCUAAAAAGAAGACAGGAAAUCGAGCAUUUCCACCAGGUCAUGUUUAAGUAGAUUAGGGUAGGGCAUAUUAAUAAUAUCAGCUGUGAGCAUGAACAUGAGCCUGUGCUUAAAAUGAUCUCUCACUCAGUAUCUUAAAAAAAAAAAGAAGAGAGAGAGCCUGAAACAACAAUCUUGCCAUGGUUAAUGUCAAAGAGAUCAAAAUGUUUGACCUGUAUUGACCUGUAUGGUAACAUAAAUAAGCAAUUGUACAAGUGUUUCUAUUAAAAUAGAUAGUGAGUAUAUUUUCAUAUUUUUUUUAACUUGCAUGUGUUGCAGUUUCUUUUGAGUAGAAAACCCCUAUGGUUUGACCUACUUAAACUGAGCUAAAUGUGGUUAGUGGGCAAAACCAACUACCAGAGACGGUAAACCCUACUGUUUUGCAUAUUUAAUCAGUGAAUGCUAAAAUUACAAUGCAGUUUGUAUAGUUUGUUAUUCAGCACACGUUAUGUGUAUUUCUUUGUUUCUGUCUCAGUUGUUCUAUAAACUAUAUGUACAAAAAGAGAAAGUCUGUUCAUGAUUAGUGUGUGGAAUGGCUAAUAUAUGUACACUAUAUUGCCAAAAGUAUUCGCUCACCUGCCUUGACUCGCAUAUGAACUUAAGUGACAUCCCAUUCCUAAUCCAUAGGGUUCAAUAUGACGUCGGUCCACCCUUUGCAGCUAUAACAGCUUCAACUCUUCUGGGAAGGCUGUCCACAAGGUUUAGGAGUGUGUUUAUGGGAAUUUUUGACCAUUCUUCCAGAAGUGCAUUUGUGAGGUCACACACUGAUGUUGGACAAGAAGGCCUGGCUCUCAGUCUCCGCUAUAAUUCAUCCCAAAGCUGUUCUAUCGGGUUGAGGUCAGGACUCUGUGCAGGCCAGUCAAGUUCAUCCACACCAGACUCUGUCAUCCAUGUCUUUAUGGACCUUGCUUUGUGCACUGGUGCACAGUCAUGUUGGAAGAGGAAGGGGCCAGCUCCAAACUGUUCCCACAAAGUUGGGAGCAUGGAAUUGUCCAAAAUGUCUUGGUAUGCUGAAGCAUUCAGAGUUCCUUUCACUGGAACUAAGGGGCCAAGCCCAGCUCCUGAAAAACAACCCCACACCAUAAUCCCCCCUCCACCAAACUUUGGCACAAUGCAGUCAGACAAGUACCAUUCUCCUGGCAACCGCCAAACCCAGACUCGUCCAUCAGAUUGCCAGAUGGAGAAGCGCGAUUCGUCACUCCAGAGAACGCGUCUCCACUGCUCUAGAGUCCAGUGGCGGCGUGCUUUACACCACUGCAUCAGACGCUUUGCAUUGCACUUGGUGAUGUAUGGCUUGGAUGCAGCUGCUCGGCCAUGGAAACCCAUUCCAUGAAGCUCUCUGCGCACUGUUCUUGAGCUAAUCUGAAGGCCACAUGAAGUUUGGAGGUCUGUAGCGAUUGACUCUGCAGAAAGUUGGCGACCUCUUCGCACUAUGCGCCUCAGCAUCCGCUGACCCCGCUCCGUCAGUUUACGUGGCCUACCACUUCGUGGCUGAGUUGCUGUCGUUCCCAAACACUUCCACGUUCUUAUAAUACAGCUGACAGUUGACUGUGGAAUAUUUAGGAGCGAGGAAAUUUCACGACUGGAUUUGUUACACAGGUGGCAUCCUAUCACAGUUCCACGCUGGAAUUCACUGAGCGCCUGAGAGCGACCCAUUCUUUCAGAAAUGUUUGUAAAAACAGUCUGCAUGUCUAUGUGCUUGAUUUUAUACACCUGUGGCCAUGGAAGUGAUUGGAACACCUGAUUCUGAUUAUUUGGAUGGGUGAGCGAAUACUUUUGGCAAUAUAGUGUAUAUAGAUUAGUUUUUAUAGUGUCAUUGCUAUUUUGUAUAAUUAAAUAAUUAAAUAUUA
Molecule: messenger RNA, 3596 nt
Organism: Hemibagrus wyckioides
Lineage: Eukaryota; Metazoa; Chordata; Actinopteri; Siluriformes; Bagridae
Gene: cenpu
Product: centromere protein U
Exons: 12
Coding region: 273-1553 (426 amino acids)
Cellular component (GO): nucleus
Source: RefSeq, a predicted model, not a curated record